UUCGACGUUUUCCAGUUUCACCUCUGGGUUCCAUAGCAUGCCACUCCUUUCGCGUCCUAGGAGGACUGACUUGCAUCAUGCACCAUUUGUACUCUCUUAUGCACAAUCGAGCUGUCAAAAAGACUAUUUAUUUUAUCUCAGUUUCUACCGCUUACCCAAUUCGUAGCCUACAUACCGCUCCAGCAGCCCAUCAAAAUCUGGGUUAUCCCUUCCAAAACAGCAAAACCCUGGACCAACUCAAGCAAAUUCACUCCCUAGCUAUCCAGAAAGGCUUAGCUUUAGACGUUUCAGCGUAUUCAAAAAUCAUUUCUUUUGGCUGCGCUAAAGAUGCUGGUGACAUGGAUUAUGCUCGCCACGUAUUUGACACAAUUCUCGAACCAAAUGUCUUCCUCUGGAAUACAAUGAUAAAGGGUUAUUCCCAAACCUGUUAUCCUGAGUAUGCAAUUGUUUUGUACAAGAAGAUGUUAGAGAAGAACGUGAAACCAGAUAACUACACGUUCCCCUUCUUGCUCAAGGGGUUUAAUCGAGAUUUUCCCUUGGAAUGUGGGAAAGGAACACAUGCCCACAUAUGUAAAUUUGGUUUUGAUUCUAAUGAAUUUGUUCAGCAAUCUUUGAUCCAUGUCUAUUGUUUGUCUGGCCAGAUUGAUAUGGCUCGGCUGGUUUUUGACACGAGUAAGAAAAGUGAAGCAGUUACUUGGAACACAAUGAUUUCUGGAUAUAACAGAAUGGGACAAUUUGAGGAGUCAAGAAAGCUUUUCAAAGAAAUGGAGAAGAGAGCGUUGCCCACUUCAGUGACUCUUGUUUUGGUAUUAUCAGCUUGCUCAGAGCUAAAGGAUCUGGAUGCUGCAAAACACGUUCAUCAGUGUAUUCAAGAUGGCAGGAUUGAGUCAAAUCUGACACUGAAUAACGCUCUAAUUGACAUAUAUGCAGCUUGUGGGCAGGUGAAUGUAGCACUUGGUAUUUUUAGUAGUAUGAACAACAGAGAUGUAAUAUCAUGGACAGCACUGAUCAAAGGGUAUAUCAAUGCUGGGCAAGUUGACAAAGCACAACGAUAUUUUGAUCUGAUGCCUCGAAAGGAUUCUGUUUCUUGGACUGCAAUGAUUGAUGGGUAUCUCAAAACCAACCGAUUUAAAGAUGUCUUGUUGCUUUUCCGUGAGAUGCAAGCUGCUAAUGUUGAACCUGAUAAAUUUACUAUUGUUAGCAUCAUCACUGCUUGUGCACACCUAGGUGCCCUUGAACUAGGGGAAUGGGUGAGAACUUACACUGACAAAUUAAACAUAGACAGUGAUAUACGUAUCGGCAAUGCUCUUAUAGACAUGUAUUUCAAAUGUGGAGAUGUGGAAAAGGCAACAAGGAUGUUUCACAGAAUGCCCCAAAGGGACAAAUUCAGUUGGACUGCCAUGAUUGUUGGUCUUGCUACUAAUGGGCGUGGUAGAGAGGCUCUUAAUAUGUUUGCGAAGAUGCUGAAUGUUUCAGAGACACCUGAUGAAAUAACUUAUAUAGGCGUUUUAAGUGCUUGUACUCAUUCUGGCUUGGUAAAUGAAGGAAGAAGUUUUUUCAUCAGUAUGACCACCCAGCAUGGAAUAGUACCUAACGUGGUGCAUUAUGGGUGCAUGGUUGAUCUUCUUGGUCGAGCUGGGCUCUUAAAAGAGGCACAUAAGUUUAUAAAGGAUAUGCCAAUGAAAGCAAAUACAAUUAUCUGGGGAGCUCUUCUCGCUGCUUGUAGAGUUCAUAAAGAUGUAGAGAUGGCUGAAAUGGCAGCCAAACAGCUUCUUCAGUUAGAACCUGAAAAUGGAGCUGUCUAUGUUCUCCUAUGCAAUGUAUAUGCUGCUUGCAAGAAGUGGGAUAACUUGCGCGAGUUGAGAAGCAUUAUUAUGGAAAGAGGCAUCAAGAAAACACCAGGCUGCAGUUUAAUCGAGAUGAAUGGUGGAGUUCAUGAAUUUGUAGCUGGAGACACAUCCCAUCCUCAAUCUCAAGAAAUAUACUUGAAGCUGGAGGAGAUGACAGAAAAUCUGAAAUUGGCAGGGUAUCUCCCUGAUACUUCAGAGGUGUUCCUUGACAUUUCAGAAAAAGAGAAAGAAAAAGCAGUCAAUCGGCACAGUGAGAAAUUAGCUAUUGCCUUUGGUCUGCUGAGCUCAGGACCUGAUGUAGUGAUCAGAAUAGUGAAAAACCUUAGGAUGUGUACAGACUGUCAUCAUGUAGCUAAGUUAUUGUCAAGCAUUUACGAGAGAGAACUGAUUGUAAGAGAUCGAACUAGAUUCCACCAUUUCAGGCAAGGGUCAUGCUCUUGUAAGGAUUAUUGGUGAGACAUGAAACGACUUCCCUAAUGCAUCAUUGUACAAUUUUCCUCCUUAUCCAAGAGCAAUCGCGCUAUUACCUA
This is a messenger RNA of Coffea eugenioides, 2380 nucleotides long. RefSeq names its product putative pentatricopeptide repeat-containing protein At3g15930. The record is from RefSeq and is a predicted model, not a curated record. Gene Ontology annotation, molecular function: protein binding; RNA binding; zinc ion binding. The transcript has a single exon. NCBI's taxonomy places the organism in Eukaryota, Viridiplantae, Streptophyta, Magnoliopsida, Gentianales, Rubiaceae. Gene Ontology annotation, biological process: RNA modification. Bases 78 to 2306 code for a protein of 742 amino acids.